Molecule: messenger RNA, 414 nt
Organism: Leishmania mexicana MHOM/GT/2001/U1103
Lineage: Eukaryota; Euglenozoa; Kinetoplastea; Trypanosomatida; Trypanosomatidae
Exons: 1
Coding region: 1-414 (137 amino acids)
Biological process (GO): regulation of signal transduction
Molecular function (GO): protein phosphatase inhibitor activity
Source: RefSeq, a predicted model, not a curated record
AUGUCUCGCUCGAAGCACGUGGAGUGGGAUGAGAAGAACCUGGAGGCGAACGCCGAGUAUCAGCGACAGCACCCCGUGACAAUGCACAUCACGGAGCCAAAGACACCGUACUCGUACGCCGAUGGUGAUGACUUGGAGGCCGAAGAAGAGGGGUUGCUCAAAUGGGACACCGCUGUGAAUGCCAAGGUGAGAGAGAUCAAGGAGCAGAUAGCUGGGGACUUCUCUGAGCGACCCGUAGCCCCAAUCACAAAAUCUGGGCGGCCGAUGCUGGCGGAGGGCACCUUGACCGGCGAGCUAGCUCAGCAGCAGCAUCGAAAAGAAUUCCGCAAGAUGCGCAAGGCCGUAUACGCGGACGAGGGUGCCAUGUUCAAGAAGGCUCUGGCUCACAAAUCCAAGGAUGAGGAUGACGAGUAG